GACAAGUUCUCAGUAGCCGCUGUAGUGGACUGUACAAGCCUGGUGAAAUCAUUUCCGGUCAAUUUAUACUACACGCUCAACACACAAGCCACCCUCAAUCAGUUGUGCCGAGUCCUCGCUGAUCCUUCUGAAGAAUCGCAAAAGUAUACCGUGUCAGCGGAGCUCUUUAACAAGGCCGGAUGGAGAGGAAUACACAGUGGACAUCUGGGAUUGCUGUUCAAUGUUGUGGAUGAAUACAACUUUGAUUUCGUUUACCUUAGGUAAAUCUUUUGCUCACAGACUUCCCAAAAUUCACACAAUGAGUUUGUUGGGGUUGCGGAAACCAUUGUUGGUUCGCUUUGUGUUUUUCCAUUCUUUUGCUUUACGUCAUUAGAUGAUUGCACCCGUCCACAACACCAAGAAACUACUGGAACGUUGUUGUCCUUGCUUUUCAUGAUUUAAACAGGAUAACUCUAUAAAAAGGAAGCGGUUUCAUCCACGGUGUUGAAAUAGAGCGUUUUCACAUGACGUCACGGCGGCCAUAUUGGUGCUCCAUAACAAUGAAACGGCGGCCAUGUUGGUGUACCAAGAAAAUCCUCAUGGAGUUGAACUCUUUUCUCAUGUAAAUGCUUUAAUCUUUUGUUCCAGUAAAUUAGCAUAGCUGCUGGAAACGUGACUGGAAACGCUCUAUUAUGAGUCACCUUCGUCCCCAGGGUUUUUUUCAUGGUCCCGGGGGACGAGGUUGAAUAUGAGUCACUAGCAUUAUCGAGCAUUAUCAUGUCAAGAUAAAGUGCACAAUUCAUUGCCGGAUCCAGACCUUGACAUAAGAGGGGACCGGUCAUCAGACUGUUAGAUAAAGGGGGGGGGGGGGGGGGGAAUUUUUCAGUCCUUCGGGCCUCAUUUUUGUCCAAAAAUAAGGAGGGACCCCCUCCCCUGGAUCCGCCACUGCAGUUAUUUGACUUUUUUUGCAAAGUGUAACACAUAACCUUGCCUGUAGCAUAAUGAACAGAGAAAAACAAAUCUAAAUUUCAGUAUGUGCUCACUUUCGUUUCCCUCCUUCCCAUCAACCCAAAUAAAGACGACUAAGGACGAGUCAGGGCCUGAAAGUCAACUAAUCAAAAGCUAUUGUAAUGUAUAAUUUCGAUUUUGUGAAAAAAAAAAAUAGCGAAGCGUCUGUAAAGUAUAUUACUCAGUUUUUCGCAAUAGGACGGCACACACAAACGUUUGCCAUCCCCUUCUUCCUGACAAACCUAACAAGGCUAUUACCUGCAUGAUUUUUGUGAUCUUCACUUAACAUUAAUGUUUUCUGGUAUUUUACAAAAAGAUCUGUUUGAAUGAAGGUGAAGUUUGGCGGAAGGUUUUUUCCGAACAAAAUUACUGUUACGUUUCUCACACAAGGAUUGCCGUCUUCUUUCCUUUCCCGUCCUAUUGCAAAAGUUUAGUAUUGGCCCGGAAAGGGACGUUGUUCUGCACGUAUGCAUCAGUUAUCGAAUUGAUUUACUAAUUGCAAAAUAUCCUACAACUUACUAUUCAGACCUCACUCUUCCAGUGGAUGUUAUCAGACUGGAUACAUGGCAAAUGGCAAGCUGAAGUUUGUCAAGAGUGCGGCGUGUUCUAAUGGAGCUCCAAAAGGUGGAGUCUGGUUCCCAGUCUCAGUCACGGUGAACGGCCAAGAUGCACAAGUGUACCACAGUGGGGUCCUGGUCGCGACCACGAAGCCUCAUUUCCCUCCUAAGGCCUGGGGAGGAGUGUUCGCUUAUAACGGUUACAAAAAUGUGAUCCUCUUCAGAAAUUUCACAACUGGUCCUAUCAUUCACGUCAGCAAGAGAUGCAAACGCGUGGUUGACUUGCCAAGAUACACUGAAAUGGAUGCUGCCCACGGAAUUUGGCCGAAGGAUGGCUUCUGUCAAGUAGCUUACCUUAGAGACGGCAGUACAUCAAGUUAUCAGCUCUCAGUCGAUAUGUACAACUUCAUGGGAUGGCGAGGAGCCAACUCUGGUCACCUAGGAGUGUUUUUAAACGCCGAAGAUCAAGACAACUAUGACUUCGUCUAUUUUAGGUUUGCUGCAAUUUAUAGACGCAUAAGAGGGAAAUUGUCGGUAUUUUGAUUUCAAACCAGAGCGACAAUCUGAAUUUUUCAAAACCGUCUUACGACCGGUUUUGUUUACGGAAAUGAUUUCGGAGUAUUAGAAAUUCUAUGUGAAGAUAGGGAGUGCUAUAUUAGGUGAAAUGUUUUCGUGGCUUGGUUAUGUAAUAAGCCUUUUAGGUCUUAUAAUCGCAUUCGCUUAAUUUUCUGUAUCGUUUCUUUUUAUUUCCCAGGCCUCAUUCAUCCGGCUCAUGUUUUCAGACGGGUUACGUUUACAAAGGUCAACCAAAAUUUGACGGAGCAAAGACCGCCUCUUGCCCCAACGGUCCCCCCAAGGGAGCAGAAUGGUUCAACAUCAGGGUGGUAGUGUCAAACCCUACUCCCACCAAAGAAGUGAAGGUCUACCUGAAAGGAACAUUGGUGACAUCAUUCAACCCGCGCUAUCCAAUCAGAAAACGUGGUGGUGUCUUGGUUGCCAAUGGUUACAAUAAUGUGGUGUAUUACAAGAACUUCAAGUUCUUCUCUGGUCCUAUCAUUCACGUCAGCAAGAGAUGCAAACGCGUGGUUGACUUGCCAGGAUACACUGAAAUGGAUGCUCCCCACGGAAUUUGGCCGAAGGAUGGCUUCUGUCAAGUAGCUUACCUUAGAGACGGCAGUACAUCAAGUUAUCAGCUCUCAGUCGAUAUGUACAACUUCAUGGGAUGGCGAGAAGCCAACUCUGGUCAUCUAGGAGUGUUUUUAAACGCCGAAGAUCAAGACAACUAUGACUUCGUCUAUUUUAGGUUUUCUGCAAUUUAUAGACGCAUAAGAGGGAAAUUGUCGGUAUUUUGAUUUCAAACCAGAGCGACAAUCUCAAUUUUUCAAAACCGUCUUACGACCAGUUCAGUUUACGGAAAUGAUUUCGGAGUAUUAGAAAUUCUAUAUGAAGAUAGGGAGUGCUAUAUUAGGUGAAAUGUUUUCGUGGCUCGGUUAUGCAAUAAGCCUUUUAGGUCUUAUAAUCGCAUUCGCUUAAUUUUAUGUAUCGUUUCUUGUUAUUUCCCAGGCCUCAUUCAUCCGGCUCAUGUUUUCAGACGGGUUACGUUUACAAAGGUCAACCAAAAUUUGACGGAGCAAAGACCGCCUCUUGCCCCAACGGUCCCCCCAAGGGAGCAGAAUGGUUUAACAUCAGGGCGGUAGUGUCAAACCCCACUCCCACCAGAGAAGUGAAGGUCUACCUGAAAGGAACAUUGGUGACAUCAUUCAACCCGCGCUAUCCAAUCAGAAAACGUGGUGGUGUCUUGGUUGCCAAUGGUUACAAAAAUGUGGUGUAUUAUAAGAACUUCAAGUUCUUGUAA
Messenger RNA from Porites lobata, 3399 nucleotides. Lineage: Eukaryota; Metazoa; Cnidaria; Anthozoa; Scleractinia; Poritidae. The record is from the annotation of a GenBank genome assembly.